AUGUAUCCGAGCCGAACGUUUGCUGCUCAAGCCAGAUCCGUCUUUCGUAUGAGUAACAGUGCCCUUCGACUGUCUGCUCUCCUGUCGCAGCUGUCUCCCUCAUCGUCCUCUGUUGCGUCUUCCGCUGGAUAUCACCAGAUCCGCAGAAUGUCUGUUCCGUCCACGCAGAAGGCCGUCGUGAUCGAAACCACCGGCGGCCCUGAGGUCCUCCAGUUCAAGACUGACUACCCCGUCCCUACCCCGCAGGAGGGCCAAUUGCUGGUGAAGAACAACAUCACCGGCGUCAACUUCAUUGACACCUAUUUCCGCACCGGUCUCUAUCCAGCUCCCAAGCCCGAAGUGCUGGGCCGUGAAGCUGCCGGUGUUGUGGUUGCCGUCGGCCCUGGUGCCAACCCCUACAACUUCAAGGUCGGCGACCGAGUCCUCUGGCUGAACACUACCGGAUACGCUGAGUAUUCAGCCGUUCCUGCGGCCAAGACGGUGAAGAUUCCCGAUGGCAUCUCCGACGAGGAAGCCGUGGCCGCCUUCCUCAGUGGUCUGACGGUCCUCACUCUGGUCAAGGAGACCUACCCCGUCCAGAAGGGCGAGUGGGUGCUCCUGCACGCUGCCGCAGGUGGUGCCGGCUUCCUCAUGACGCAGGUUCUCAAGUUGAUCGGGGCCAAGGUGAUUGGAACAGCCGGAGGUCCCGAGAAGGUCGCCCUGGUCAAGAGCCUGGGCGCUGACCACGUCAUUGACUACCGCAGCGGGGAAGGCAAGGACUGGGUCAAGAAAGUCAAGGAGGUCACCAACGGUGAAGGCGUGUCGGUGGUCUAUGACUCGGUUGGAAAGGAUACCUGGGAGGGCAGUUUGGAAGCCGUCAAGAGAAAAGGAACGAUUGUCUGGUUUGGAAACGCCAGUGGCCCUGUUCCCCCUCUUCCACUUCAACGUCUCUCUCCCAAGUGUGUCAAGAUCGCCCGUCCCAUGCUGUUCGGAUACAUUGAGACGAGAGAGGAGUUUGAGAGCUAUGUUAAGGAGCUCUUCAACCUUCUCCAGUCCGGCCAGUUGAAGGUCCGGAUUCACAAGGUGUACCCGCUGGAGGAUGUCCAGCAGGCACACAAGGACCUCGAGGGCCGCAAGACGACCGGCAAGCUGCUUCUCAAGCCAUAA
Molecule: messenger RNA, 1146 nt
Organism: Rasamsonia emersonii CBS 393.64
Lineage: Eukaryota; Fungi; Ascomycota; Eurotiomycetes; Eurotiales; Trichocomaceae
Product: NADPH:quinone reductase
Exons: 3
Coding region: 1-1146 (381 amino acids)
Biological process (GO): cellular response to oxidative stress
Cellular component (GO): cytoplasm
Molecular function (GO): quinone reductase (NADPH) activity; zinc ion binding
Source: RefSeq, a predicted model, not a curated record